Messenger RNA from Scatophagus argus, 3862 nucleotides. It is a transcript of the gene fbh1, whose product is annotated as F-box DNA helicase 1. Gene Ontology annotation, biological process: double-strand break repair via homologous recombination; replication fork processing. The transcript is spliced from 21 exons. The record is from RefSeq and is a predicted model, not a curated record. Gene Ontology annotation, molecular function: DNA binding; hydrolase activity; ATP binding. The coding region runs from base 381 to 3536 and encodes 1051 amino acids. NCBI's taxonomy places the organism in Eukaryota, Metazoa, Chordata, Actinopteri, Scatophagidae. Gene Ontology annotation, cellular component: nucleus.
UCACGUGGUGACAACAUUAAUUCACCCAUUGCUAGCUAUUUGGAAAGAAUGGUUCAUAGUUUUCUCUAUGGAAAGCACAACAGAAACUCAGUAUUAAUGCUAGUUAGUUGGUUGACAUUAACGGUAGUGGCACAUUUAAGUUUUUGAACAAGUUGAUGGAUGGGAACUUACGGGAAAAGUAUGCAACAGUCGUUGUUUACUAAUGUUUACGUUAGCCCUAUCUAUGGCUGAUCGAUCUUGUAUUUAUGUGCAAGUUAAGACAGUGGCCUUUCUGCCCUGAUAAGCUUAUCUUGGCUUCAGUAAAACAUAAUCUCCAUUCUUAACGUCAAGUUGACUCAAUGUAACUUUGUUACUAAAACCCUUAUGCGCCGGUCACGAAGAUGGAGGUGGCUGUUAAGGGGAAGGUCAAAAGGAGGCACCUGAAUGCGGCAGAGUGUGAUGAACUGAGACGAAAUACACUCAACCAGCCCCUCACCGUCAGCCGCACGCAGGACAGCCACGACCCCAACCGAGGGCUUUACCCAAGGACACCCACCAAGCGACGGAAGUGUGCGUCUGCAUCAGGAAGUCCCUCUGGGCAACAGAAGGGCAUCAACGACUUCUUCUCCGUGACAGGAGUCAUCAGAUCCAGUCCGCGCCAGUCUUUCCAGCCCUGCUCCUCCACAUGCACAAAUGGACUCAGUAGACAGCUUUAUUCCAAAGAAGAGCCAAAGCCUGUGAAAGAAGAGGAGGAGGAGGAUGAUGAUGAUGAUGAUGAUGAUGAUGUCAGCCUGUUAUCUGCUGUACUGGUGCCAGAACCUGAACCAGCAGAGGAGGAGGUUGAUGAUGUUAGCCUGCUAACAGCCACAAUGGUGCCAGAGGCUGAUUAUUUGGAGGGGAUGACAGCUGAGAUGUUUGGGGAUGAUUAUGAAUUUGACCAGUGCGACAGUAACAGCGAGCAUGAGGAAGUGGAGGCCCUCCCUGAUGUCCACUAUGGACUCCUAGGUAGCGGCAAGGACCUGCUGCUGCCUCAGGGCUGCAUAGAUGACCUUCCCGAAGAGCUGCUGAGUCAAGUACUGUGCCAGGUCCCAGCACAGGACCUCUACCGCAGUGUCAGUCUUGUCUGCCAUCGCUGGAGGAACAUCGUUCUAGACCCCAAGUUUGUCCCCUGCAAAAAACAAUACUACCGCUACAUGAUGAAGGAGAAGGCUACAGAGCUGGAGAUCUGCUGCCUCCUGAAGAACAGUCGCAUAACAAGUCCAACAUCCUCAGAGCAUAGCGUACGACACCUUGUUGUCUUAAUGGCCCAGUAUAAGGUGGGAGAGCGGGUGAGGCCGGAGGACGUUCUGGAGUGUGUUAAGAAACAUCGCCUUUUUCCUCAGGCUGAGGCCUCCAUCAGAUUACGUAUUCCUGACAUUCAGACGAGCUUUAGCCUUGGCCUAGAGGGUCCUAACCCGUACGCGGCCAUGGCUGUCAUACUGAUCCUCAGUGAGAGCGUUGGUGACGUGCAGGCCUUGGUGUCUCUGCUCACCAGCUGCAUGUCAGACACCGCCAUCACGGAGUACCUCAGCUACAUGGCCAUGAUGUCGCUCGCCUUAAAGAGGAGCAAUAUCCAGAUUAGUAACAGGUUGCAUUACAACAUCUACUACGUACUUCACUUGAUGGAGAACGGCCCCUUUUCUGUGCACUCCGGUCAGAGCAGACGGCCUCAGAUCCAUCUCACACGUGAACAGCAGCAGAUCCUCGGCCACGACAUCCAGCACGACCAUGUGGUCAAGAUCGUGGCUUUUGCAGGUACGGGCAAGACGACCACGUUGGUGAAGUACGCCGAGCGGCGGCCACACCUCCGCUUCCUUUAUGUGGCCUUCAACAAGUCAGUGGCCAGUGAGGCGCAGCGCCGAUUCCCAAGCAAUGUGGACUGCAAGACCGUCCACUCAUUGGCCUUCAAUGACAUUGGGAGGAGCUACCAGAAUCGUCAGAAGCUGACCUUCAACCUGAAACCAUUUGCCCUCAACUCUGUUCUGCCGGAAGGCCGUGGUGGCUUCAUCAAAGCCAAAGUGGUAGCCACAACUCUCAACACCUUCAUGGCUUCAACAGACCAGACUAUCACUAAAAGACAUGUCCCCAGCUACCGGGUAACCAGGAAGGGCCAAAGGGAGGAGACGGACGAAAGUGAAAAACCGUUGUUUGUCCAUGACGCACAGACGAUCUGGAACAAAAUGAAGGACCUCAAUGAAAGAAAACACGAGGCCUACUACAUGACUCAUGAUGGUUACCUUAAGUUAUGGCAGCUCCAAAUUCCACCGCCUCAGUUGUCUGACCAGUAUGAUGUCAUCUUCAUCGAUGAGGCCCAGGACUGCACUCCAGCUGUCAUGGACGUACUCCUGUCUCAGCGCUGUGGGAAAAUCCUGACUGGAGAUCCUCAUCAGCAGAUCUACACCUUCAGAGGAGCUGUCAAUGCCCUGAACACAGUGGACCACACCCACAUCUACUACCUGACACAGAGCUUUCGGUUCGGUGCUGAAAUCGCUUAUGUGGGUGCCACCAUCCUCAGUGAGUGCAAGAAUGUGGAGAAGAUUCUAGUGGGAGGAAAGCAAAAAGGCGGUGUGUGUGACGACACUGCAGACAAUAUUAGAGCAGCUAUUAAGACGGGUGUCAGUCAUUGUCGGGGGAAGACGGCCAUCUUGUCAAGAUGCAAUCUCAGUGUGUUCAGCGAAGCCGUGAGGCUCACCGACGCCAACCCGCAAUGCCGGGUCCACUUUGUCGGAGGUCUUGGAAGUAUCGGCCUGAAUAGGAUCCUGGACAUCUGGCAUCUGAUGCAAGACUCAAGAGAGGCAAAAAGUGGGCCAGACCAAACAAUAAAAUUCAUCAGGGAUCCUCUUAUUCGCUCCUUCGCCAAGACAAAUUCACGUCCUUUCUGGGCCCUGAAGAUGUACGUCACACAGACUGAGGACAGGGAGCUGGAGGCUAAACUCUGCAUCGUUGAAAAAUACAGAAGUCGCAUCCCUGAACUUGUGAAACGCCUGGAAAGCUGCUUUGAAAAUGACUUUAACAACGCAGACUUCAUAGUUGGAACAGUCCACAAGGCUAAAGGCCUGGAGUUCAACACUGUGAUGGUCACUGAUGACUUUGCCAAAGUUCCCUGUUCGAGACACAACCUCAGUCCCAACUUCUCAUUCGCUAACAUUCCUGAUGACGAGUGGAACCUGCUGUAUGUGGCGGUGACCCGUGCCAAGACCACACUGAUCAUCACUGAGACCAUCUUUCGCAUCCUCACAGUGGCUGGGGAAUGCUUUCUGAAAUCGGAGAUGCCCAGCUCCUCGCUGAAGAUGGGCGAACCCAUCCCGUGCACCAUCACGGACUGUCCCAAUUGCAUCACGCCCAGUUCGGCCUUCAUCAUGUGCAAACGACAGAUGAAUUACACUGAUGGUGUGUCUGCUGGAGGCCCGUUGUGUGAGAGGUGCGUGUGGACUCGCAUCGGGCCAACUGCCUUCCUUAUGACUGAUGAUGUGCUCUCAAUGGCCGAAAUCCCACAAAGGCUCGGCCCAGUUUUCUAAUGCUGCUUGUCUUGAAAUGACCUGAAAUAAGACUUUCUUCUUUUGUGCCUUGCUGGAAAAGAGGAAUGUCAGCUCUCCAGUCAGCCAGAGACACUGAAACAGACUAAACACAGGUGUUUUUUAGCGUGUUUGUUUGUUUUUUGUAAUUGAAAUCACAUGAUUGCAAUGUGCUUGUAUUGUUUUAAUGUUUUUGAUAUUUUAAAGAGAAUUGGAUGUUGUAAUUACUUACUGAGAUGUCUUUUUGAAAGGUAUUUAGCAGCACAGUGGGAAGGAGUGCUGUUGAGCAGCUUGUCUCGUUUUACUUGAAAGGAAACAACAAAACCACA